CCCGAACAUCGAAGUGUCGAAAAAGUCUGAAAGAAACGAAGUUUAACAUUAGAUUUCAAAGAAAAAGGAAUAAUUACUUGUUUUGGAAACGUACCGAAAAACAGCUUAACAAAUAAAAUUACAUAAAUGUGCUGGUCCUUGACUCGUUGUGCCAACUCUGGUCGUGUCUCUUUAUAGAAUCGGCUGAAUCGCUUCGAUGCACACUCCACCAUGCUGUUUUGGCGGUGCAGAUUUGAGACCCUGAGCGAAUCAUCACAGGCUACAAAGUAGUCAAGUGUGUCAUCAUAUCUACAAGAUGAUAUGCAAGUUUUGCUCGUGCUGGACCUGCUGUCAGAAACAAUCUCAGUGUUCCUCACUUGGGCAAACAGCAUCAAGUUUGAAUGGAGAAAUACUACCCCCUUCUUUAAAUACCCUCUCCUCGCGUUCACCCAUGUGAGUGUGGGUGUGUUCAAGAGGACGUCUUUUUUAAUUCCUAUUCCGCCUGGUGGAUUUAAUUUUUCCACGGAUGGAGCACUUGUGCUGGAUGCCUGGCCGUAUUUCCCAGGCUUAUAGGUAGGACAAAUGUAAUCUCUAUUCUUCCUUUCUGACUGCUUGGUGGCGUAAAUCGUAUAGUAUUCCUGAGCUAGGCGAUUAUCUGGAACUGUUUUCCCUUGCCGUUUUUGUUUUCUUUCAGUCAUGGUUCAUUAAAUGACUCAAAUAUGUAGAACGACCGCAGAUCAGUGUCUGUGGGUAAACAAUCGAAUUCAAAAACCUUUCAACUUUAAAAAACACUUUAAACAAAGUGCAACUAGACAUUCUUUAUUCUUUUUUUUUUAAACCAAGCCCUGCCGCCACAUCUCCUCGUUAACAAAAGAAUAAAGGAAGAUUACGUUAGAUCCGAUCGAUCAAUAUGAUUCAAAAAUCCUGGCGGCGAAUCGACCAGCCCGUCCAACGAAAAUCAGCUGGCGCUGCAGCAGCAGGAUCAGCACGAGCGUUCAAACGAAAUCUAAUUUGUGAAAAACGAAAAUGACGGCCAAAGACAGAAAGAAUUGUCCCUUUAAAUAUAAUAGAACACAAUUGGGAGUCAUUUGGAAAGAGGGGUAGAAAAUGGAAAUGGAUAUACACCCGCCAGCCGGUCGGCCGGCUAAAUGGGAAUAACAAUAAAAAACGGAAUUGUAACACGAUGGGAAAAAUAGCCAAUCUCUGCACAGAGCCCGAGAAAAGCCCAUCAGGAGCUCUAUAAGGACUCUGCUAUCCUUCCUUCCCAGGGCUCUAGCCUCAUCCGUAAGGAUCGAUAUUAUCUUCUCUCGUCUAUAAAGCUUGGCACAGCCGGAAGGGUAUUAUACCAUCAAGCGUCAGCCAACAACAGCUAUAUAGCACCUAGUAAUGAAAUUUCUCCUCUUAUUUAUUUGUCUCCUGUAAUAUAACUUUGAGUUUAUUAAAUUUCGUUUUUGAUGGCCCUAGUGUGUGCAGAAAAAAUGUUACCAGCUCAGCCCAGCACUCGUCUCCAGAGAAUGUGUCCCAAAAGAAGAAUAGACUGUUUUCUAUAAAUCCUUUGCGAUUUCGCAAUCUCGGUGAGUCCAGGUCCAUCCAUCCUUGGCUCCAUUACGUCACCAUCAAAAGCGAAAAGGUUUGAUGGCUACAUCAGCCGCCAUCGAUUCGGGACCCCUCUACAUCCAUCGGAUUGCAAACGCGCUGUCUGUUUUGGCGGCGGAGGCAAUUCGUUCCACCGAGCUCCUAUCCAGCAGCUCCUAUUAGAUGUAGCCGCAAGGUUUCCAUCCGUCCAAAUAUGGAUAGAUGUGUCUCCUCCUCCGCUUGCGCCACUCUCUGUGUGCGCGCGUUGUAUAUGCCUUGUGAUUGCAGCUAUAGGACUGUGGCCAAACAUCCAUCUCCUUUCAAGGUAUCAAUUCCGUUUCAUUCAACUUUUAGAUGGCAUCACUCACUAUAUGGGAAUCCAACCCCCUGAUCCAUCUCUCUUGUAUAUAAUGCCAAGAAAGAAGAAGAAGAUGUCCAUUCUAUAUAUGGAGGCUCAAAGUACGACUGUGGGGAAGAAGAAGAAUAAAAAAAUUUUUUUUUUCAGGAAAUCAAAAAAAGAAGAAAAGGAACGACGAUAUUCCUGUCAUGUCAGCCGGAGCCAAAAAGCUGACCCGACCGCAGAGUCUCGUCAGAUGGAUGUAUAUUAUAUUCCGGCGGGCAUCAGGCAUCGCCGAGCGAGAUCACAUAUAGUAGUAGUAGUGCAGCUGUUAACAAAUAGGUUAUAUGUGCUGCUCCCCCCCCCACCCCUCUUGUAUGAGACGCAAUCAAAACAGAUGAUCAAACGGCCCCUUUCUCCUAGCUAUCUACCAGAGCUGCUCCUUGCUGGCUGGAGAAAACUUUGGACAUUGAAAUAUCCUUUGACUUGCAGGAGCACCGGUGUCGUAGUAGUCUAAACCCCCUGGUUCUUCAGCAGCAGCACAACUAAACAUGACCCAUGCGUUUUGAUUGGAAUGUUUGAUGGGCUUCCAAGUUUCCACCGUAAAAAAUAAGAAAAAGUUGCCUCCCAUUUAUUUCCCCGUCGCUUUGUUCAAGUCACUCGUCGUGCUGUAUAGUAUAAACACAAACACACUGUGCGCAGCACACACACAUAUAAUGUUGUGUUUAGACGAUACCCACUGAGCGAUCCAUUGGAAGGAGUGGAGAAACUCGAUAGAAACAUUAACAGUCACACAAAAAAGAAGAAGAAGAAGGAAAUAACCGAAAUGUGUGCCAGCAGCAACCCUAUCGAUAGAUCAAAAGGCGCAUCAGCAGGGAUAGAUCGUACUCUACGUUUUCUUCUUCUUCCAACUGAUGUGCGCGCGCCACUUCAUUUUCAUCCAGUGGGUUCAUCACGUAUUCCGGUUACAAGUUUUUUCUUUCCAGGGCUGGGCAAACAUUUAUACAUCUCGGCAGAAGAAGACUUUUUGUGUUGAGUUGGGGGGGGGGGGGAAGAUUUUUUUGUUGAGGGAAAAAGGUGAACUCGAAAAAAGAGAAGGGGCUGUUGAAGAAUGAGAAGGGAGGCCGCUCAUUUCUUUCUUUUUCUUAUAGGUGGAUGGGGCUGGAAAGUCAAGCUAGAGAAAAAGGGAGGAGGCAAGCGAAAAAAAGGAGAUAGCAGAGGGGCCGGACCGUGUGGUGGUGGUGGCCCAGUCAGUCACACACAAGAGACGGACUGCUACCGCCGCUGAGACGGUGCACACACACACAUGUAUCCAGCGCAUUCGACAAGUACGAGCCGGAGCAGCAGGAUGAUAUCGUUGCAGCACUCCUCCGCCGCCGCCACUACCCAAAUUGUUGUUUUGUUCAUCAUCUUUCUCGGCCGUCCAGUCGACAGUCUGGGGAGUUGCAAGGAAGCCGGACUUUGCUGUACGGGACGCGACGCCAGUUGCGUCGUCCAGAAAACUCCGCAAAACGCCAUCAUCGAAGACCUGCGUGACACGCCGUGCUAUUGCGAUCACGCCUGUCUCAAGUUGAACGACUGCUGCCCAGAUUACCGCCAGACAUGCGGAGUGCAAGAUUGCCAAGUGUCGGAAUGGGGACCGUGGUCAGACUGCGACAAUCAGUGCGGUGCCGGCAGCCAGGAGCGGACGCGAACCAUCGUGACUGAGCCCAGUCGUGGCGGCAAAAGUUGUCCGCCCACGUUGCAGAAACGAGGAUGUCAGGGAACGUCGCAGUGCGGGACCAACAAAUCGACCCACCACAAAGCGGCUUUGAAAGAAAUGGCUAUGCUGUUACCGGCUUCGUUUGGUGCCAGCCGCCGGAUGAACGACAGCCACGACAUCCGCAAGAAUCUGCGCUUCCGCAACGCUGAGCUCGCCCAGGAGCACCCGGAAGGUUCCACCAACGAUUACUGCGUGACAUUCGAGCUGACCAAAGUGUCCAAGGCCUGCCACAAAGAGAAAGUGUUCAACUCUCUUACUGACGGCGGCGUCGUCUGUGUUCGAUGUGAACACAAGGCUACCCGUGACUAUUUGGGAGGCCGUUGCGGUGGUCACGGAGUGCCGGGUAGAAUUACCCGCUGGACAUCGCUGACCAACGUCGAGUGCCAUGGCAAAUGGCUCAGACGUCCGGAUGAAUCUCACGAGGUUUCCAGCUCGACUUGUUCGUGCGACGAGGACGCUCUGUUAAUUUUCGUUUAGUUCUCAACAUACGAGACGCAAACUAUAAGGAAACGAACAAGGAAGAAGAUCAAUUUUAAACAAAAUCUCCUUAAAUUUGUUAUGCUACCACAUUAAUUAUUUCUAUUUUUUUUUCUCUUUCGAAUCAUUCUUUUUUUUUUUACCUAAAAUAUUUGAUCUGAGGGUGGUUUAAUUAAAAAAACGCGAAUGAAACGAGCGAAAGCUAGAAAAAAAAAAUUUUACUGUCGACCCACCCAUCGAGUUUAAUGCGAGUGUGAAAAUACACAGAAAGGGAAAUUUCCAUAGAA
Molecule: messenger RNA, 4417 nt
Organism: Daphnia pulicaria
Lineage: Eukaryota; Metazoa; Arthropoda; Branchiopoda; Diplostraca; Daphniidae
Product: somatomedin-B and thrombospondin type-1 domain-containing protein-like
Exons: 9
Coding region: 3198-4130 (310 amino acids)
Source: RefSeq, a predicted model, not a curated record